GUCAAAUUGUUCAGCUCUGAAAAAGCCUUUUAGGUUUUGACUAGCAUGACAUUACAAUUUUGUGCAGUUUGUAGUCGGCAUUGUGUUAUUUGAAGUAACGAAAACUAAAAAUAUAUCUAUAUUUUACAGUUUAUUUAGAAAACCACAACUAUCUAGUUAUAAACGAAAAGAAACGACAGCUAUGGAUAACGUUCUUGCUCUGUACAAGCAGCUGAAAACAGAAUGGUUGAAAAGUCCUAUCAACCUAAAGUUGUGCGGAUCACUUCUUGAUAAGCUGAAGAUCGCUCUUACUCAAUUGUCCUAUUUGCCUAGUAAUAGCUCAGCCCCUCAGCAAGAGUUGUUAAUCGCGCGAGAUGUCCUCGAAAUCGGUGUGGAAUACAGUGUGGCCACUAAAAAUAUUCUUUCAUUUGAAAGAUAUAUUUCACAGCUUAAGUGCUAUUACUACGAUUAUAAGAACGAAAUCGGUGAAUCUAAAAAUAAAUAUCAACUGCUUGGACUGAACCUACUGUUCCUUCUAUCACAGAAUCGCGUGGCUGAGUUCCACACCGAAUUGGAGUUGCUUCCGGCGGACAUCAUCCAAGCCAACGAAUACAUCAGGCAUCCGCUGGCUUUGGAGCAGUACUUCAUGGAAGGAAGGUACAAUAAAAUUUUCCUCGCCAAAGGAAACGCUCCGGCGGAAAGCUAUAACUUCUUCAUCGACAUUCUGCUGCAAACAGUUCGUGAUGAAAUCGGUGCAUGUCUGGAGAGUUCGUACGAGAAAAUUUCGCUCCAGGAGGCAGCCAAACGGUUGAAUCUCAAAACUAAAGACGAAGUCAAGCAGUUUGGUGAGAAACGGGGAUGGAAGUUAAACUCAGAUGGAUUCUAUCAUUUUGUUAGUGAGCUUGUUAAGCCGAAAGAGCCAAUUCCUUCCAGGGAGUUAGCAGAGCAGGCCAUCUUUUAUGCACGUGAGCUUGAGAUGAUUGUCUAAGGUAUUCUUUUCUCAUGCAAAAAAAUCAGUGCUUUGAAGUGAUUUUCAUAUUCAAAUCAAUAGUUAUCGGAAACAAAUAAAACGCAAUUAAUACUUCGA
Molecule: messenger RNA, 1066 nt
Organism: Wyeomyia smithii (pitcher-plant mosquito)
Lineage: Eukaryota; Metazoa; Arthropoda; Insecta; Diptera; Culicidae
Gene: Rpn12
Product: 26S proteasome non-ATPase regulatory subunit 8
Exons: 3
Coding region: 182-967 (261 amino acids)
Biological process (GO): proteasome-mediated ubiquitin-dependent protein catabolic process
Cellular component (GO): cytosol; nucleus; proteasome regulatory particle, lid subcomplex
Source: RefSeq, a predicted model, not a curated record